AUGAUGGUCAUUUUAGAGGUUGUUUGGGGUGUUGCUGAACUUCAAACACCUGUUGGCAGCAGGCUUCACGACAGUGUCGCAAAUCAUGAUGCAACGUUACUCAUGGAAACCAGAGAAACGAGCUCGCGGGAGGAGUUUUGUUUACACUCUUGGGGAGCCAACAGCUACGGCCAGCUGGGACAGGGACAUGUGGAGGACCUGUCGGAGCCCCGGCUCACUGACAACACCGCCCUGCAAGACAAGACUGUCCGGGCUGUGUGCGGCGGCGGGGGUCACUCUGUGGUUAUCACCGGGCAUGGAAAUGUGUUUGUGUGCGGACAGAAUCACAGAGGCCAGCUGGGACUUGGUCACAAUGCAGACAUCUCAACUUUUCAACUCUGCCCCAUCCUGAGUCAGAGAGUCACUAAAGUCGCCUGUGGUUGGGACUUUACUCUUCUUCUCACUGACUGUGGUCGAGUACUGGCAUGUGGCUCCAAUUCAUUUGGACAACUAGGUGUUGGACAAACAAUCAAACACUCUGCAGAUCUGCUGGUUGUUGAGAGUCUGAAGGAGCCAGUGGUGAAUGUAGCAGCAGGACUCAGACAUUCACUGGCUGUGACUGACUCAGGCUGUGUAUAUCAGUGGGGAAGUGGUCUUUCCAGUCACGCUAAGAGAGCACUCAGUCCACACCCUGUUCCUGCACACCUCAACUCUACAGUGCCCUCUUUGGUACCAGGUCUGGAUCAGAAGACACCACUAAUGGUGACUGCAGGCUCAGCGCACUGUGGGUGCCUCACAGGAGACGGCGAUUUGUUUCUGUGGGGAAGCAACAAGCAUGGCCAGCUGACCGCCACAGAGCCCUUCCUGUCCUCUCCCACUCUUGUAAAGCACUCACUGCUGGGUGGAGAGAAAGUUGUCCACGUGUGGAGCGGCUGGACACACACUGUUGCUCAAACAGAGAGUGGGAGAGUGUUGACAUGGGGCAGAGGAGAUUAUGGACAGCUGGGCCGACAAGCAUCAACCAGUCAGAACUCAGAGGGGCAGUCAACAGGUCCUUCAGCAGAAGGUGGAAACCAGCCAGCUUGUCGCCCUGCAGAAGUUAAAGUCCUCCAUGGCGCGACACAGAUUGCAUGCGGAUCUGAGCAUAACCUUGCCAUCGUAGGGGGUUGUCUCCUCUCCUGGGGCUGGAACGAACAUGGGAUGUGUGGAGACGGUUCACAGAGCGACGUUUUUCAGCCGCAGCUCGUUUCGGGUCUCAGACCUCUUCUCAUUGGCUGCGGAGCCGGACACUCUAUGGCAGUGUGCGCUGCGACCGCUGACUCAAGACUCAAACUCUGCAACGACUCAGUAUCAUCGGAGCAGGAGCAUUUAUUCAGCACGAAGGGGUCGGAGACAAGACACACAGAAUGAUUUUGUGAAUUAACAUAUCUCUGACUGACUAAGUGGUGUUUAUGAUUAUUCUAAGUGCCUCUGAAUAUAAAGUAACUUUCACCUUGUAAUAGGCCACUUUAAAAAGAUCAGGCUUUAAACUGCACUCAUCAUAAAUACUGUUAUGUGUUUGGACACAGGCUGAGUUAUGUUACAUGUGGACAGAGGCCAUCAUUUCUCUUACCAGCCCAUCACUUUCAUGGACGUGACUGGGAGCCGAUGGCUUUGCAGGACAUGGCCAUGCCUAUGGCUCCUGGUCCACCUGCCAUGUUUGUCUCCCUGAUUGUAGCCGCUAUGGAUCAUGUGAGGGAUAGGUUAGACUGGUGCUAUAGCUCUAUCUUCCCAUGUCAGCAGGUUUAUUGCUGUGAUCUUGGGUGUCAGGAGACAAUCAAUCUCUGCACUUCAUACUUGGUCAUCUCAUGAUUUACCACUUACACAUAAGAGUACAGUAUUUUUUCUUUGGCAACUGUCCAUCACUUAUUUAUAUUCUUGGCAGUCUGUGUCAUAUUCCUCGGCGUUCUGUUUGUCUCAUUUGCACCUCUUUCAUGCUGUAUACUUCAUUAAUCCCUCUUGGGGGAAAUUCGCCCGCUGCAUUUGACCCAACCUACAUAUUUAUAAGCUGUGGGCGGCCGCAGUGCAGCACCGGUGACCAAAUGCAGGUCUGAAGACAGUGUUGUGGUCAAGGGCAAUGGCAAAACUCAGUAUGGCUCAUUGAUGCAAUUUGUUCACUUUUUUUAAUUUAAAUGUUUUUAUUUUGUCUUUAUGAUUUAUGCAAUUUAAAUAAAAACCCAUUUGUGUCACUGAAAUUAUGCAUUAGUAAAAGUUAAAUUAAUGUGCUUAUACCUGAAUUAGUUUGAAAAAAUAAAUCAACACUCGUUGAAAAAAGAUCAUUUCUGUGUUUUUUUUAUUUAUCACUAUUUAUUGUACAAGCCUGAACUGUAUUGGUCAAAAAAGACAAAAAAUCCCUAAACAACAAACCAAUCAAAAUGAUCACUGAACACCUUAUUGAGAUAACUAACCACAAAAUGCACGGUGUUCAAAACACACACACUGAAGUCUCACUAAACGGCACCUUUAGUUGCCUCGUAGUUGUUUUUUGUCUCGUUUUGUAACAGCUGCUGUUUUUAUUCCGUGUCGGCCAAUGACCAGCACACUGUCCCCCAUGUUUGUGCUCAGCUCUGUUGGCAGAUUCAGUUCUGCUGUACCUGACUGCAUACAGUUCUCAGUAGGUUGUUGGCAGUGUGUUUGCAGUUGUUUGGUAAAAAGUUGGUCCCUUUCCACUAACUUUUCCACACCAACAGUGAAGCAGUACUUUGCAUCCAGUAGCUCUCCUCUCUGUUUUUAAUUAGGUAUGCUCAUUACUUGCCUUAGAAGCUGAUCCCUAUGGGGGUCCUUAUUGUAUCUGUGUGCUUAUUGAAUACUGAACUGGUGCUUGCUUUAAACGGCUGGUGACUGAUGACUAAUGUGAAAUAAAAUGUGCAAUAAUUCAUCAUGUCGGUUAAGCUAUACUCCUGAAUGAUAAGAAGAAUUUGCAUAACAGAGGCACUUGUCCAGUGUGAUGUGUGUAAUGUUUGGCAUUGGUUAGUAUUACAUAUUAACACGCCAAUUUGCAUAUGUGCAGAAAAAGAAUCAUAAUUCAAUUCUACAUGAUUGUCAAUUAAAAGACACUACAGAAUAAGUAUGACUGUUUGAGCUGUGAUAUGAGUCAAUGUAUUUUAUACAUAAGCUGUCUUUGUUUAUCAAAGCAUAGCUACGUAUGACGAUCUAUCAACAUUUAAUUCAUGUUGAAUAUCUGUUUUCCCUUUGUGAAUAACCCUUUUCAAGUUUUGAUAAACCAAACAAUUAUUUACCAGUUCUCAGCAGCAGACUUUGCCAUUUUUAAUGCCUCAUAAAUACAAGGUAGGAGUGGUGUUUUUUUUGUUUGUUUGUUUGUUUGUUUGUUUGUUUUUUCAGUAUGACCUUUUUUUGUGGAUGUUAUCUCUUUGAUGCCUGAAAACAUAUCAAAGGAAUGUUAAAAGUUCACUGGUGCAAAACAGUGCAAAAGUCUACAAAGAUGUGACGAUGACAGUGCAAAGUUUAAAUGAUUUCUUUCAAACUGUUUAGUCUGGCUGACAUGACACGUGACAUUGUUUCUGUUUUUUGUUGUCGUUGUUUUUUCUUUUUUCUUUUUUUUGCCGGGGUGAUUAAAAUCGGAGCAACAUUUUUUUUUCUUUCAACAGAAGAAGCACACAGAUAUUUGAUGAUCACUCAAAAAACAUUGGGUACACACAACUUCAGCACACAAAAAAAGCGUAUUUACAGCACUGGCACACACCAAAAAUAGGCACACAAAUUACAACACAGUAACCAGUCACAGAUACUGACCUACAUAAGGCUUGACAACAAAACUUCCUCAGUGCUAC
Epinephelus fuscoguttatus (brown-marbled grouper) is the source of this 3809-nucleotide messenger RNA. RefSeq names its product secretion regulating guanine nucleotide exchange factor (gene sergef). The record is from RefSeq and is a predicted model, not a curated record. NCBI's taxonomy places the organism in Eukaryota, Metazoa, Chordata, Actinopteri, Perciformes, Serranidae. The coding region runs from base 1 to 1389 and encodes 462 amino acids. The transcript has 12 exons.